AUGUUCUCCUCGGCCUUUAAGUCCAUCUCUGCCACCAACAUCACCGGCAACUACUCCAUCUCCUCCGCACCGACUUCGACGGCUGGCCCCUGGAAGAUCUACGAUGCGAAGAAGAAAUCAACUGGAAAACCCUACAGCGUCUUUGUCUUUGACAGGAAGUCAUUGGACAGCCAUGGCAACUCGUUGGGCCGUUCCGGCGCGGCCUCGUUCAAGAAGACGGUCGAGGAGGUUGUCGAGCGAUUGAAGAAAGAGGCAUCGAGUCUUGCGAAGCUACGACACCCUAGUAUUCUGGAGUUGGUAGAACCUGUGGAGGAGACAAGGGGUGGAGGCUUGCAGUUCGUUACAGAAUCCGUUACAGCUUCACUGUCCAGUCUGUUGCAGGAAAAGGACGAACAGGAACGCGCCGGAGGACCAGGUGGAAGGUCGAGUCGAUUCGUGACCGAGGAUGCGGAUGGAACAAAGAGACGAAGGGAACUGGAGAUUGACGAGUUGGAAAUCCAAAAGGGGCUGCUUCAAGUCAGCAAGGCGCUUGAAUUCUUGCAUGAGAAUGCCGGUAUCGUACAUGGCAACCUCACACCCGAUUCGUCUGACUGGAAGAUUAGUGGUCUAGCAUUUGCCAGUCCUCCUGAAGGAUCCGAUAAACCGACCUCUAUCCAAGGGAUUAACUUAUACGAAGUUCUGAACAUGGAUCCCCGAUUACCAAAGACGGUUCAGCUCAACCUCGAUUUCACAUCGCCUGACUUUGUAGUCGACAACAACCUCAACCCCUCCGCUGAUAUGUUCUCUCUUGGACUCAUGUCAGUUGCUCUGUACAACUCACCUCACAAGUCUCCUUUAGAAAGCCACGGCAGUUUAUCUACAUACAAGCGAUUGUUUUCGAGUUCUUCCAACGUUCCUUCUGCCAGCAACAACUACCUUUCCUCACGCCCCCUCCCCAGGGAACUUGCCCAUGAUGUUCUGCCUAGAUUGAUCACAAGGCGACCUGCUCAGCGAAUGACGGCGCGCGAGUUUCAGCAAAGCGAGUAUUUCGAUAAUGUUUUGGUGUCGACAAUUCGAUUCCUUGAUUCGUUCCCUGCCAAGACUGCAAAUGAGAAGGCUUCCUUCAUGCGAGGUCUCAACAAGGUGUUGCCGUCGUUCCCCAAGUCGGUAAUGGAGAAGAAGAUUCUACCGGCGUUGAUCGAAGAGCUGAAGGAUCGGGACCUCUUAUCACUCAUCCUUCAAAAUGUUUUCAAAAUCCUCGACCUACUCCCAUCAGCUAAGAGGGCUUUCAGUGAGAAGGUUCGACCAUCUCUAAGGGAAAUCUUUGUUGUCAAUGCCAAGCAAACACAAGAGAAAGAUCCCGCUAGAGACGCUGGUCUCAUGGUUGUUCUGGAGCACAUCUCCUCUGUAUCAAGCAAUUGCUCUGGAAAAGAGUUCAAAGAUGAUAUGCUCCCCGUCAUAUUGGCAGCGAUUGAAUGCCCAACGCACUCGAUCGUCGAUGCUGCUCUUCGUAGCUUGCCAGUCGUGCUACCGGUGCUCGACUUUAGCACUAUUAAGAACGAGCUUUUCCCAGUGAUCGCAGCUGUCUUCAGUAAAACAAACAGUCUUGCGAUCAAAGUCCGCGGUCUACGAGCAUUCGUGAUACUUUGUGGCGGAACCAACGACAAUGGCGAAGACGAUGGACUCAACGGCCUGGAGAACAAGAAGACAUCUUCAUCAAGUGCCUUGGACAAAUAUACCAUGCAGGAAAAGAUCGUGCCACUGAUCAGGGUCAUCAAGACAAAGGAACCUGCUGUCAUGAUGGCAGCCUUGAGUGUUAUGAAGGUUGUGGGUUCGGUCGCUGACGCAGACUUCGUGGCGAUGGAAAUCCUCCCCAUCCUCUGGAGCAUGAGUUUAGGUCCACUUCUCAAUCUGAAGCAGUUCCAAAGCUUCAUGGAUCUUAUCAAGAGUUUGUCGCGAAGGGUUGAAGAUGAGCAAACAAGAAAACUGCAAGAACUUGGUGGUGGCUCUAGCAGCACGGCUGCACCAGCCGAGGAUUUCAUGGCCUUUGGCGGAGUCACUGGCACUACUUUUGACCAGAGUAAUGGAGCUACGGAAGACGACUUUGAGAGCCUUGUCAAGGGUCGUAUGGCCAGCCCCAGGUCGAGUACGGCAACUCCCAGCUGGGAUGACCCAGCGAAAUCGAAAUCGAGCACGCCAGCGCCUACGUUCUCGUGGUCUACACCUCCCCCUCCUGCGACCAACACUAUACCAAAGCUCGCACCCCAAAAGACACCGUCUUUCAGAACUGUGACACCAGAUCUCGGUCGGUUUGAGGCUCUCGCUCCAUCAACUACGCAGUUCAGUCAACCACUGCAGCCCACACCGAGCCAGCCUUUCCAAGCACCACCGCAAUCACAGCCAAUGCAGUCAAUGCAAUCGAUGCAGUCAAUGCAGCCUAUGGCGGCGCAGACACCCCUGUCUACGUCAAAUUCCGGAACUUCUAUCAACUGGUCUGCUGCUACUCAAGCUACGUCGAACCCGUGGGGAAGCUCUUCUGGGUUCGGAGGCAGCGCAUCUACUGGCAAUCUUAACUCUUCUAUGGCAGGCAUGUCCAUGAACUCGGGUUCGCGCCAAUCAUCCUUUACACUUCCUCCUCCGCCAGGCAACACAUCUACUCCUCCUGCAUCUUCGUUCACAAUGCCCCCGCCGACGAAUAAUUGGGGUAGUAUGAGUUCCACUUCCAUGGGCAACUCAAUGUCGAACACAUCGCAGAACAGCACCGGGCAAAAGUCUGGAUUAGAUAAAUAUGAGAGUCUGAUUUAA
Fusarium coffeatum is the source of this 2784-nucleotide messenger RNA. RefSeq lists its product as uncharacterized. Gene Ontology annotation, biological process: protein phosphorylation. The coding region runs from base 1 to 2784 and encodes 927 amino acids. Gene Ontology annotation, molecular function: ATP binding; protein kinase activity. The transcript is spliced from 3 exons. Lineage: Eukaryota; Fungi; Ascomycota; Sordariomycetes; Hypocreales; Nectriaceae. The record is from RefSeq and is a predicted model, not a curated record.